UACGCAGCGUAAUUAUCCUGUCCCAGUGCUGUAUACAUCUUAGAGCAUUAUAAUGUAAAUAUGAAACCAGAUUACAUGAAGUAAAACAAGCCAGAAAUCAUGGAGCAAGCUGUGGUGGUUACUCUGAUCAUAACUCUGCUAACAGUGUCCUGUGAAGAGGGGAAUCUGUUACCACCAGGACCAAUCAAUAAGGAAGUAGGAGCAAGUGUGCUUUUUUCCACCAUUCCUUCAUCUCAACAAAUAAGAGGUAUCAGAUGGCACUUCAAUGGCACUGAAGUGACCAAGUAUGACCGUCCAGGACCUAUCACAGUGCACCCCAAUUACAAUGGUAGAGUAAAUCUGAACUAUACUUCAGGAGACCUGGAGUUAAAAAACCUGACCACGGCUGACUCUGGACAGUACACCUUAACCUUAACAUUUGAAAGUGGUUUAGGGGAUCGAGACCAUAUUUUGCUGCAGGUGUUUGAGCCAGUGUUUAGUUUUGAUAUCACCGGCCCUGAGGGCAAUCUCAUUGAAUAUAGCACGGUCAACUUCACCUGUAAGGGAAAUGGCACCAUCAGUUCUACAGUGUGGAUGAAGAAAUAUGAGAUUCUAGCUCCUAGCAGCAGCAUCACAUUCUUGGAUGACAACAGAACAAUGGUGAUCAGUCGGGUGCAGAGAUCAGACAGUGGUGAUUACCAGUGUGCAAUCAGCAACCCUGUCAGCUCUAGCACUGCCACUUACAGCAUUACUGUUAACUAUGGUCCAGAUGUGAAGAUACUGGGUGCACAGACUUUUGAGGAAGGCUCAGAUAUCCUCCUUCUCUGCGUCCCUGAUUCUUUGCCUGCUGCCACUAUUACAUGGACAGUGCAAGGCAUGCCUGCUAAAAAUGCAUCCCUGUAUGUCAUAGAGAACAGUAGGCGAAGCAAUAGUGGGGAGUAUAUCUGUACUUGCUGGAACAAUGUCACUGGGAUCAGAGCCUCUGCAGUUCAAUCUGUGACAGUGAGAGCUGUGUCCUCUAGGCUCGGUCCUGGUGUAGAAGCGGGUAUUACAGUGGGUGUUAUUUUUGCCGUGGUGAUUUUGGUUGUGCUCAUUUAUUUUCUCGUAAAGCACUUUAAAAAACCUACUGACACUGUGAGAGAAACACCUGUACCAAUGAUUGUAAAUCAGCAGACCACGGUCCCAACUGGGGACAAACUUCAAGGGUCAAGGCCACAUAUCUAUCAAAACAAUCAACCAUCUCCACCCCCUAGGAAACCACCAACAUUGCCACCAAGCAGGGACACAAAUGUGUUUCACGCCACCCCAGCUGUUAGGAGGGGAGAGAUGGAAUGCUAAUUAAGUAUGUAACUGUCUUUCUGUGAACAACAAGAAGUUCUUUUUCAUCCAUUGCAUGUCCUAACUAUGAUUCAUCCUUGCAGGAUUCAGACAUAUAUUGCAACACAAUAAACUAAUUAACAAUUAGGUAGGUUCCUAUCUUUCAUAUUCAUUUAAGCACUCACUGGUCAUCUUUCAGCAUGUGGAUUGUCUGUUGUUGUUGUUGUUUUAAUAUUUGGAUUAUUUAUCAAUUUUGUUAAAUUAAAUAAAUACAAGUAUAACCUUCUUGCCAUUUAGCCUUUUUUCUAAGAUUAUAAAAUGUUUUUCUUUUGUUUGUGUAAUCUGUUUAGAGCCAGUAUAAAAAUGAACAACCUUUCCUCUUUUUUAGCUUUUUUUUUUUUUUGCUGUUCCUCCGACAUCAGAAUUUUCACUGAAGAAUAAUUAACAGUCAUUACAGUUAUCUUGUAUCUCAUGUUCCUUGAGUUGUUCUGCACUUUAUAGCUACAAAUGUAAUAGAACAAAAAUUUUAUUGUUUAAAUUAUAUAGAAUAAACAAUCUAGAGUCAUAAUUGUAUUAUAUUUUAUAAUGACACACUUCUCAUAUUGGCAAUAAUAAAACCUAUAUAAAACUUUAAACAUGAUUUUUGUUUUUAUUUUAACAAACAAUUACUUCUUUUGCUUCUUAUAUUUAGCCUUUCCUUGGUGGAUUAGAAAAUGCAGCCCAGGAUUCUUCCCUCUGUUGUGUUUAAUUAAGAGAAGUUACAGAACUGAGCCUGUAGCUUUAGUGAUUUGUAUCUGGCUCAGUAACCUUUGGUCACUAAUAAAUUACGUUAUAUUGCAGUGUGCUGGUAAGUGAUCUACUGUAACUGGUAAAUCAAUAAUAUUUUGAUAACAAUACUGAUAACAGGUAGUAUGGAUUGAAUUUACAGGAACAAGGCAAUGAUUUCAUGACAUGGUUGUGUAAUAAAACUCUUACAAGUAAAAUGAU
Messenger RNA from Ictalurus furcatus (blue catfish), 2283 nucleotides. Its product is annotated as carcinoembryonic antigen-related cell adhesion molecule 1. NCBI's taxonomy places the organism in Eukaryota, Metazoa, Chordata, Actinopteri, Siluriformes, Ictaluridae. The coding region runs from base 100 to 1317 and encodes 405 amino acids. The transcript has 10 exons. The record is from RefSeq and is a predicted model, not a curated record.